UUCACGAUUCGAACGUACUUGUUAAUUUCGGGAGUUUGAUCAAACUAUACGUUUGCUAAAAGUCUCUAACCACAUCAUCGUCGUCAUCGUCGUGGUCGUCAUCAUCGUCAUGAUCGUCAUGAUCGUCAAAAUCGUCAAAAUCGUCAUCAUCGUCAAAAUCGUCGUCAUCGUCCUUGAUUCUGGACGCUUGAGCUUGGACAGCGUCUACAGAUUCCUCCGAUUGAACGGUUUCGACGGCAUCUUCGUCAUCGUCGUCGGUGAACUGGGCAUCGUCCGACUCGUCUGGGACGACGUCUCGCUGGAUCAUGCCUUCUUGUCCAUUGUUCCACCUGUCCAAGCGGCGGGAUGCAUGGGAGUCAGACGCGGUGGCGCACACCGCCACAAACAGCGCAGCCAUGAACAGCGUACACGAAACAACACGCAUGGCGCGAUUGGGUCGAAAUCCAAUAUGCCAACCAGCCAGGAGAUAAUUUAGGCCUCGUUCGGUAAUUAGUUCCCAUUUACCCUCUGGUACAGGGUAAAGGUAGUACAAAACAAUGGAUACGGU
Aphanomyces astaci is the source of this 547-nucleotide messenger RNA. RefSeq lists its product as hypothetical. Bases 110 to 475 code for a protein of 121 amino acids. The record is from RefSeq and is a predicted model, not a curated record. The transcript has a single exon. NCBI's taxonomy places the organism in Eukaryota, Oomycota, Saprolegniomycetes, Saprolegniales, Verrucalvaceae.